Lindgomyces ingoldianus is the source of this 3212-nucleotide messenger RNA. RefSeq lists its product as uncharacterized. The coding region runs from base 161 to 3025 and encodes 954 amino acids. NCBI's taxonomy places the organism in Eukaryota, Fungi, Ascomycota, Dothideomycetes, Pleosporales, Lindgomycetaceae. The transcript is spliced from 3 exons. The record is from RefSeq and is a predicted model, not a curated record.
GUUGAAUUGUCGUUCUUUUGUAGUCCUUCGCUCUUCGCGUUUUUUUACUUGUCUAACCCACACUCGUUUUCAAUUUACAUACUACGGCGUUCCUCCGCCUCACCACUACACUCGUUCUCGCUCUUUAGUUAAUUCCCGUCCGCAGUGAACCCCGGACAAGAUGAAGGUUCCAACUCCGAAGGCUCAAAUUGCCUCAGUGGCCUUCAUCGCAUGGUUAAUACCAUUCUCAAUUGCCACACCCUUUGGCACUAUCAACGGCGCUCUUCACCAGCAUGCGGAGCACGAGAUGAUCACUCGGUCCGCCCUUCGAUGCCCAGAUGGGCAGAAGUCUGACGGCAUCUGCUUUGAGCCGCUCUCACUCGACAAUCUUGCUGGCAGUCCUGGCUUCAAUGGCGCUGUGGGAUCUCCGGAUACCCUCCCCCCAGAGGACGCUGUGGCUCACUGCGACGACGCCGACUUCCUCAACAUCCCAGACUACCCUCAGUCGCGCGCGGACGCAUCUGCGGCGCUUCAGGCGUGCGUCGACCACCUCAGGAUGCGUUUCGGUCAAGGUAUUCGCGGCGCUGCCCGAAUGCUCGACAGCGACAACAAGAUCAUCGACAAUGAAGUGAAUCUCAAGGAUUUCGGCCAAUGUGGUUUUAGCCACCGCGAGAAGACGGAUGACAUGAUCAACAGGGGCAAAUGCGUUGCUCUCGAAGGCCUUGGGCGGGCUCUACACGGCACUGAGGACUUUUACAGCCACAGCAACUGGGCUGACCAGUCUGAUCCGAACCGGCCCAUCUCUGUCACCAACCCGCCUGGUCUCAAUUACCGAACCCUUGCCAACGACCUCUUGGACCUUCGGGCCUCGAAUAGCAUAUCUGAAAAGGUGCCCAUUGACUUGACCACUGGAUGUUUCAACGUAGCAGAGAUGCUCCCCAAUGGCGGUACCGGGUCCUUUGGCUGCCGGAACCGCGUUAUCCACGAGAACCUCAACAAGGACCAUGGCGUCAUCACACUGGACGGUAGUAUUACCCCUGAUGCCAAUGGCGUUCCGCGAGAGGAAGUGAGUGGAAACUUUGCCCGCGCCGUCCUGUCCGCGAUCCAGGAUGCCCGAGAGCGAUGGAAGAACUUCCGGGACGAGUUGAAACGCCAACACGACCCGGAGAAAGCGGCGCUGAUCAUAUGCGCCAUGGUUCGAGACGACCCGGCCAAGGACUGCCGCAACCGUAAACUCGCCAUCGUCGUCGACUCGUCCGGCUCCAACUCGUGGACCGAUCCCUCUAACCUCCGUAUCCAAGCUGCUCGGGACUUCAACGCGAAACUCACCACGGCUGCGCAGGCUGGCUCUGGCCCCUAUCCCGACCAAGUCGCUGUUGUUGAUUUCGAUGACAGCGCCUCCCUUCUGUACCCUAUGGGCGACCCUGCUGGUGCUGCUGGCACGUUUGGCGUCAUCGACUCCAGCGGAGGCACCAAUAUCGGAUCGGGCAUUGCCAUGGGCAUCGACGAGAUCAUCAAGGACCAGCCCGGCUUCUUCGCAAAGCGCUCUGGUAUCGUCGUUCUCACUGACGGCGAAGAUGGGAGCCCCGCCAACCAGCUUCUUCAGCUUGCUCGUGCAAAGGUUCAGGGCAUCCGUGUCAACUAUGGCUUCCUCAGCCCGCCGGUUAAUCCUGUGACCAAGCGCUCCCUGCAGAAGCGCGACCCGUCUCCAGACAUCAUCUCGGGCAUCUUGAGCACCGGUGGCACUUUUGGAAUUAUCACCUCUGCCAAAGCCCAGAAGAAUUUUAUUAAUUUGGUUAUUGCACGCGGCGCCACAGAGGUGGACUCUCCUGUCGGCAGCACGCUUCUCACGUCCGGUGUCACCGUGACCGAAAACCUUACCCCUGAAAAGAACUCGCACGACUUUAUUUACUCGGCGUCUGCUGGGGAGCGUCUCAACUUUACCCUGACUGUCGUCAAAGGCACUGCUGGUAUCACUGGUGUCUUGCGCAACGUCCGCGCGAACGAGAACAUCGCCACGCUGAACGCGACGUCCAAGGCGCCCGCGAAGACCACCUUCGAUGCUAGCGUAGCCACCGAGCUCGAGCUGAUUGUGUCGGCGCCCGGAAACGUGUCGUCGGAGAUCAUAUUCAGUGUUGGCAUGGGUACGAACCUGCCCGACAAGAACGUGACCACUACUUCGUCCGUCAAGCCUACAACUACUAGCUCUAACUACACUGUUUCUGCAAUCGCUAAUGCAACAACCACGGGCUAUUUCAAGAACGCGACCUCCACCUUCAACUCCAAGGCCUAUCCAACCGGUCCGGUAACCGAGAUCACUUAUGUUUACACUACACUUUGCACCACUCAGGUCGUCACCACUGUCUGCGACGGCCCAGACACAAGUAUCAUGACCAUCUACCCAGUCUCUCGCGUUACCAGUGUCAUUACUACUACCAUUGCACAGUACGUAACGGCAACAUGUCCCACAUGCAGUCAUGGAUAUGCCAAGGCCACUUCCAAACCAGGAGCCACGCCCACGCAGCCUCAAUCCGGUGUUGCGUAUACGGUCCAAUGGAACAAAUACGUCUCUUCAGCGUAUCAGCAACUCCAGAGCGGUCCUCCACCACAGAACACGUACGUCCAUUCCCAGGGAUAUCCUCCUGGACCGCCGUUGACAAAGACGUACGUCUUCUCUCAACCCGGAGGCCCCUCUACAAAGACAUACGUCUAUUCUCAACCCGGGGGCCCUUCCACAAAGACAUACGUCUACUCCCACCCCGGCCACGCACCUCCCUCGAGCCCGCCGCAACCGGGCUACCCUGGAGCCACCACUGUCGUGCAAGGCUACCAAGCCGUCACCUCGCCCGCACCCGCAAACCCCCCUCUCUCCACGAGCCCGUACAUCUACUACAAAGCAACAACCACGUAUGAAGCCGGCAAUUCCACCACCACCACCGGUGGACCCAUGCUCUAUACUGGCGGCGCAAUCGCGCUAACUGUGCGUGACACGAUGAGUGGCGUUGUGGGCGCCGUAGUCGCCGUUAUGGGUUUCGGGCUGUUGUAGGUGGUUGUAAUAUGUUUAAUUGAAUGUUUAUGUUUCUAAUGUAUGAAUAUUGUGGCGAGGGUGGGCGGGCGGUGAUAGCGAAUUAAGCGUUGGCUAGAUUCUCGUGCAUGAACCAUCGUUUGCUAUGAAGGUUACUCACUAUCCACCAAUUUGAAGAGCCUCCUAAUUGAUUAAUAUUUCGACGCCG